Molecule: messenger RNA, 1436 nt
Organism: Eutrema salsugineum
Lineage: Eukaryota; Viridiplantae; Streptophyta; Magnoliopsida; Brassicales; Brassicaceae
Product: CTD small phosphatase-like protein 2
Exons: 5
Coding region: 192-1109 (305 amino acids)
Molecular function (GO): phosphoprotein phosphatase activity
Source: RefSeq, a predicted model, not a curated record
GGAAAAGUUUUACUCAUGAUAAUAUUACGAAGAGAGAGAGAGAAGACGAGUAAAGAAGAAAUCCUUUUGAUCGGAGAUUAUCCUUUUGUUUGAGCUUUUGCAAUUUGACGGACUCGGGAUCUGAUUUAUCUCCGGGUCGUCUCGGUUUGUCGGUAGCUACAAGGUGAAAGAGUGUUCCUACAAGGUUUUUAAUGGAAGACGAUGACUCUGCUUCUUCUCGAGAUUUGGAUGCACAGAACCCUUAUGAUCGAUUGCUUGCUCUAGAUACAAGUCCCGUAGAUUCAAAUUGUAACUUGGAUUCAGUUUCUGCCAUUUAUCUAGCAAUGAAGAGUUCAAAGCUGGAGUGUGUCGAUGAGGGUGGCCAAGAUUCCCUUAUAACCUCGGUAUGCAUGGAGGAUGAAGAGGAUGAAGAACUCGAUGAGUUUGAUCCUUAUCUGUUUAUCAAGAACCUGCCGAACUUGUCAUCUGUUGUCCCAACUUUCAGGCCCGUCUUGCUUCCUAAACAGACCCGAAGCUGCCCUCCUAUUUCUCUAGUCCUAGACCUCGAUGAGACUCUUGUGCACUCUACUCUAGAACCGUGUGAUGAGGUGGAUUUCACAUUCCCUGUACAUUUUAACGAAGAAGAGCAUAUGGUGUAUGUGCGGUGCCGUCCUCACCUCAAAGAGUUUAUGGAGAGAGUGUCCCGUCUUUUUGAGAUCAUUAUAUUUACAGCUAGCCAAAGUAUCUAUGCUGAGCAACUUCUGAAUGUGCUUGACCCUAAGAGGAAACUCUUUCGCCAUAGAGUGUACCGUGACUCUUGUGUAUUCUUUGACGGUAACUACCUAAAGGACUUGUCGGUCCUUGGGCGUGAUUUAUCUCGUGUUAUCAUCGUCGAUAACUCUCCACAGGCAUUUGGGUUCCAAGUGGAGAAUGGGGUGCCAAUAGAGAGCUGGUUUAACGACCCGUCUGAUAAAGAACUCCUUGACUUGCUCCCAUUCCUUGAAAGCUUAAUCGGAGCUGAAGAUGUAAGGCCAAUGAUUGCAAAGAAAUUCAAUCUGAAGGAAAAGGUUGAUGCAGCUGUAGCUGCACCUGAGUAUCCUGCUGAAGCAGAAAAUCCUUUCGAAAGGUAAAAAAGUCUUUGGCCAAAAAAAAAGUUGUAAGCUUUCAAGGCAGAAUCUGGCAUUAUAGGAGGAGCUGCAUACCGGUUACAAAUUCAUGUUCGUUGACAAGAAGGUCAAGACUUAGCUCUUUAGUGGGAAGAUGCUUUGGAAAGCUUAAUGGAAGUUUUUCUUCCUAUUGAGUUGUCAAACGGAUCACAAAAGUUGGAGAUAUAUAUCUAUAUUUUUAUAUAUCGAAUGUUGUUUUCUUGUUUAGUUUAAAGAACUUGGUGGUAUACAGAGAAGACUGUAAACAGUUUAACUGUAGAAUAAUUGUAAUUGUCUCCUCUCUUUCUUCUU